AUGGGCUUAGUUGCGAAUACCUAUCUCAGCUCUCUGCGACACCGCGUUCGGAUUCACAGACCUACUUCUACUUCGAGGCGACGCGGUGAAAAACUCUUCAUUUCCUUUGCUAGGACCCUCGACCAGUCUACCUCGGAAAGUGACGCUGACGACGACGUGGACUGGAUUUUCGGUAGCUAUGUAUCUCAUGCUCGGGCUGAUGGACAUGACUCCAUUGAAACGACGGUAUUGAAACGCAGACGUCUAUCAUCCUUCAGCGACCUCCAAGGCCCACCCAAGUACUCCAGAUCAACCGAGUCUCAGUCUACGUAUAACGCCUCUACGAAAUUCGAUAUCACUCACAACAGGGAACCUCUCACGUAUUUUGUUGCCUCCUCUCCUGCUAGAAAACUUGAACCUGAAUCCCAUCCGAAAACUUUGACCCAACGCGACUUGGAUAAGCUCAUCAAGGAUCUGGACGCCGUUAUACCUGGGAUUCGAUUAUCCGAACGAUUGAAGAACGUCAAGGACGCUUCACAGCAAGCUAUCACGGAUUUUCUUUCAGAGCAUGUUAUUUCCUCACUACUGCGCAUACAUCUCACUUUAUUUGAUCGCACCCCCAACACUUUCCUCUCCCUAACCGAACUUUCAUUCAGCGGAACACGCGUACACGAUUUCGACCUCAUCCAUAUCCACCACCUCCCCAAGCUUUCCAUUCUCUUCCUGAAUAAUACAGGGAUAGGAAACGAGGCGGUAUACCUCCUCAUCCCACUCAAACGCACCCUAACCCAACUAACACUCGCCACCAACCCCGACAUCGACAGCACCUCCGUCCCCGCCAUCCUCCUCCUCUCCAAACUGUGUUACCUCUCCAUCGCAGAUACGAGCAUCGACAUGAACGGGUUGAGGACGUUGGCGAAGAGGGUCGAUGAGGAGGGUGAGGAAGUUGGUUUUGAUGGUAUCCAAUAUGAGCCGCUCUUCCCCAUCCACGUCGAUCGUCCUUCUUCGUUCCGACAGGACUCCUUCCCAUCACACUCGCACCACCCGACGUUGACCUCGCAGAAGCGUGUAUACUGUCCGGUGCCAAAGGGAACCGAAGGCCAAUCCCUCCAUGACCAGCUGCCACGGACGGGUUGGGCCAAAGAAGAAAUUGCCGCCAUUGCUGGUGGUGUAUAUGCCUACAAGAAACGCGAGGAGCAUAAUGAAUAG
This is a messenger RNA of Laccaria bicolor S238N-H82, 1188 nucleotides long. RefSeq lists its product as uncharacterized. The coding region runs from base 1 to 1188 and encodes 395 amino acids. NCBI's taxonomy places the organism in Eukaryota, Fungi, Basidiomycota, Agaricomycetes, Agaricales, Hydnangiaceae. The transcript has 7 exons. The record is from RefSeq and is a predicted model, not a curated record.